Puntigrus tetrazona (Sumatra barb) is the source of this 3555-nucleotide messenger RNA. RefSeq names its product SEC22 homolog C, vesicle trafficking protein (gene sec22c). Gene Ontology annotation, biological process: endoplasmic reticulum to Golgi vesicle-mediated transport. The transcript is spliced from 7 exons. The record is from RefSeq and is a predicted model, not a curated record. NCBI's taxonomy places the organism in Eukaryota, Metazoa, Chordata, Actinopteri, Cypriniformes, Cyprinidae. The coding region runs from base 203 to 1114 and encodes 303 amino acids.
UCCCACAAUUCACAGAGACAAACAAAAAGCCUCUGGUUGCUUCUUAAUAUCAAGUCGUAAAUAACGCUGCAAUAAUUAUCUUGAGACAUUUUUAAACAUAGUUGUUAUAGUCCUACGCAUUUCAAAUCCACUGUUUCAAACACUCAGCGUAAAUGUAUUGAGCUAUUGUAAGGAUGUGUUCUCAUAGAGACCCACGAGGAGCAUGUCACUGAUCCUGUUUGCCUUUGUGGUCCGGGUCAGGGAUGGACUCCCUCUCUCCGCCUCCACUGACUUCCUGCAUAACAAGGAACUUCAGGAGAGAAAACAACAGCUGAAAGUGAUCUCAAAAUCCCUGAGUUUAUUACCAGAGAGAGGGACAGUCAAGGGCCAUGAGCUCAACAUUCACUUCCUCUCAUCCGAGGGUGUGUCCUACAUGAGCGUAUGUGCAUGCAGUCUCCCUGCUGCCACGGCCUUCUGCUUCUUGGAAGACUUGCGCUGGGAAUUCACAGCGUGCUUUGACAGCUCUGCUGUGGCCCUGGCAAGCAGGCCAUACCCAUUUCUGGAGUUUGACAGUGCCAUUCAAAAACUUCAGCAGCAUUAUAACCAGAAAGGGGGUCCAUCUCUGGAGGUCACUCUGGCCGAGGUGCAGGAAGACCUCAGGACCAACCCCCCUCGGGUUCUCACCAUGGAGGAUGUGGCGCUCACCAACGGAGCGGCCAAUGGCCAUGUAGAACAAACAUCUGCAUCAGGUCAAAAUCAGAGAUUGGAGCCAGUCUCAGCACCAGGGAUCCUUUCACUGAUCCUUAACAUCAUGUGUGCUGCCCUCAACCUUAUACGUGGUGUCCAUCUCAUUGAAUACACCUUCCAGGAUGAUUAUGAUGGUUUGUGGAAUGUAGUGGCGUUUCUUUUGGCAUUUCUGUGCUGUGUUUGCCAGUGUCAUCUGUACUUGUUCCAUACCUGCCAGAAGAAGCUGAAGUCCUUUACUCUCCUGACUAUUAUCAUUUUAUGCAAUGCUUUUCUCUUCGGCCCGAGGAACAUCUGGCAGCUGGCCUUCCAUGUGUCCGUGGCCUGCAUCUCCACGCUGCUCACCCUGCAUCGCAGACUGCUGGACAGGAACAUGGACUGCGGAGUAUGAGGACUUGAGCUGGCUGCGAACAACAGUAGGGUGAGAAACCAAAAACAAUGGACGAGACUUACAGUGUGAUGCGACGGCUCGCGAAAACUGACACUGUUUUUUUUAGCUUUAGCUUUUGCUUUGAGUCAAUGUUAUGAUCAAGUGAUUAUUUUGUCUCACGUGGAUAGUGAGUGCAACGGUUUUUCUACAGGGGUCUUCAGUUUCACUGAGGCAUAUCAGAAAUCAAGUUGACGUAUUGUGAAUGUAAUAUGGAGAAACUGAUAAACAAGACAUGAAGUAAACAUUUUGUUGGUUCUGAAAGUAAAUGUUAUGUUAAUUUUAUUUUAUUUAUUUGCUGCAAAAUAAGAAUACAUAUUGUUUAAGCUAAUUUAAAAUGGUAAUCUUUGUUUGCGUUUCUGUAUGAAGGGUUUUUUGUGUCAGGUUUAAUAGUUUUAAAGCUAUAAGUGCACAUAUGUUGCAUGGAAAUGACUGAAGGUGGGUAAAAAUGGUAGUAACUUUGAUUCAUGGUCAUGUUUUAAAAUCAGGCAUUUUAGAUUUCGAAGGAAGUUUAGUCAAAAAAUAUCAUAUGAUUAUUUUGGGCAGUGUUGGUUAGUUAGUAAUGGGCUCCUACACAAUACCUUAAUAUUUUGUAUUAUAUUAGUACUUUACUUUGUAUACAACACACAUUCAGGUCUUAUAACUAGUCUUAUGCCAUUUUUUUCCGUACAAGAUCAUUUUGUCUUGUCUACCUUUCUAUAACACUCAAACCCAAAGACUAUAAUAAUUUCAACAAACGAUCAUAAUACAACAUUUAUUUAUCAAGUAGGUAGGAUGUAGAGGUGCUAAAGAAUUGCAGGAAAUUGCAUUUGUUGAAGGCCACAUCUAUUUACUUAACAAAAAACUGAUUAUUGUUUGUCAGCAUACAAUACUGAUUAGUUUACAUAAUAAUCAAAUUUAUUUCCACUAAUAUUUUUUUAUGAUAUAGACAAAAACCACUAGACGUUUUGUUUGUUUAUUUUGUAGCAGACAGUAUUGAAUGCAUUCACGGGAAAACCUAAAAUGAAGUUUAGUUUAUGCGAUUUUUUUUUUAGCAGUUAAAUAUGUUUCAAAUAAUAAGGAAGUAUCAUGUUAUGCUGACAAAGAAAAAUAUGUUUGUUUACGUAAUUUUGUUGUUGUUUUUUUGGCUAAUGCCAUGCACUUCACGCAAUCAGCAUGGUGAAAUCCGUUUAAGUUCGUUUUAGGCAAGUAAUAAGCAUAGAUACAAAUAUCUAAACUAUUCUUGAAUUUUUACAAGCAAGCUGUGCUUCUAGUUGGCAAAAAAGUCAUUUUGCUGUGUUGUAGCAGCAGCUUGCGUGUAAAGCUUUUGUCUAAGAUGAUAUUUAGUGCUGUGGUAAAGCUACAGUAUGUUCAUGCCAUUGCCUUAUUAUGCAAUAUGAUUACAGAUAGUUAAACAGAGGAGUGAGAAUGUAUGUACCAUCAUUUGAAAUCGCGUGAAAACGGCAGCCGAUGUGCAGUACAGCGAAUACUAAUUGUAAUAAUAGCAAUGUAAGGGCUCUGUUUCUAUUGACUGAUUUCUAGGAUUUCUUUCCAAGAUAGUUUGACAAAAUAAAGCAAGAUGUUCAAAUUUCCAAUCGUGGUUUCUUAUACAGUUUUAACAAGGACCGCUGAGGUCACAGUGGUGCCCUUAGCUUUUAAAACUUAUAUACAUAUUUACUCACUCUUCGUAUAAUACAUGGAGCACUGGGUUUGUUGAGAUAUCUAUGAGAUGUGUAUUUUUAUAAUAAUAGUUUUUCAUGUUAUAGAACAGACUGAGUGUUUAGUUAUACAAAUGGGAGUUCGUCAUGCAUUUGUGACCCAUGUUUUUUAAAGCCUCGGUGAACUGUGAUUGGUGCUGGAGGUUAUAACGUACUGCUUCGUAAUAAUGAAAGCUUGAAACCAAUAUUGUCUUACAUCAGCCUACAUUUGAUUUAGAUGAUGCAUGCAUUUAAAACUUUUAAAUCGAGGAUUUAAAACAAGUGAUUCAGAUGAACAGAUUUUUUUUUUGUUUCACUUAGUUGAACUGCUCUUUUAAAUUCAACCAAUGAACCUCCAGCGACCAAGUAAGAGACUUUGAAAUGGUGAACAGUAAUGAGAGUACUACUAUGUGGAAGCCUGUUUCUGCCACAAAAAACUGUAAUUUAAAUCAAAUUAAUCCCAGAAUAUUAUUAGAAAUCUCUUAGAAAUAGUAAAUUUCUGCCACGGAAUAUAAAAUAAAAAAGUAACCGCAGCUUUAUAUUUCACAAUUGACACUUGUUUUUCCAAAUUAUAAGUUAAUCUGGAAAAAUGUGAGGAAUUUUAUAAUUUUUUUUUUUAAUUUCAUGUUUUUCAAUUUCAUCCUGUGGUUGAAACGAGCUUCAAUAUUAUUCCCUUUUUGCAACUUGUUUGUUGCUAAAAACAGAUUCAGACAUUUAAUAAAUCAACAG